Molecule: messenger RNA, 666 nt
Organism: Racocetra persica
Lineage: Eukaryota; Fungi; Glomeromycota; Glomeromycetes; Diversisporales; Gigasporaceae
Source: the annotation of a GenBank genome assembly
AUGCGUUAUCUGGCCAAAUAUUUUAUGAAGUCGUUAGCGGCUCGUCGGGAUAAAGCCUAUUGUCAAAAAAACGGCUUAUUGCCUGGCAUGGGUAUUUAUAAGUUUUUCAAAUUUCUUUACAAAUAUCCUAACGGGGUUAGAGUUCCCGUGGGGCGUAUUCAACGAGUAAAAAAGACCACGCAAACUUAUCUUAAUGACAGCCUAAUUAAAGGCUACGAAGCCGAGGAAGAGUUAAGAGAUUAUUUUACCACCGAUAAAAAAGGCGAAGUAAAGUUAAAAAGAAAUUUCCGCCAAAUUGCCAAGGAGAAAAAUGACGGCAAUUUUUCCUAUGCGGAAAGAAAACAAAAGCCAAAAUGGACGAUAGCCGAGAUAAUAAAAAUGUGCUUGCGUUAUGCUAGUUCGGGCCGAGUAAAUAAAAGCCAGACGUGGCGAAGGUGCCAAGUCGAAUACGAGCAAUUAGGAUGUCAAAUGGUUAAGGAACACCAUACGGAAAAAAUAACGCAGUUACAGUUUAAUUUCAAUGGUUACGAGGCUUAUUGGUCGUUUAAGUUCCAGAUUGAACCGCUUUUGAGUCAGUUAGAUUUACCGAAAUUUAUCCCGUUUGCGGAAUUUCAACCGACUAACCACGAUUACUACCAAUUUGCCGAAGUUAGUAGUUAUCCGUGA